Sungouiella intermedia is the source of this 183-nucleotide messenger RNA. NCBI's taxonomy places the organism in Eukaryota, Fungi, Ascomycota, Pichiomycetes, Serinales, Metschnikowiaceae. The record is from the annotation of a GenBank genome assembly.
AUGAUUUCAUUUGCAAAAUUGGCUGUAUUGGGACAAGAUGGUGAAAGUUUUCCUUGCAGGUCGUACGAUGUGUGGAACCAGGCGCGAGCUUCUCUCUACAUCAGCCUGUGCAUAGACGUUGCAUCCAAUGAGGGUCUUGAUGUCAAAUUCCCGGUUGCGACUGGUGGAGUUGGUGAAGUCUAG